AUGGCAUACGCUCUCAACCUGGGAGCAGGAACUAGCAAUUGGGCUGAGGCAGCUUCUCUACGGCAUGGUAUAAAAUGGUGGCUAGAAAAUGAUUGCCAAUACAUAGAAGCUGAGAGUGACUCAAAGCUUUUGGUAGACUGUGUAAAUGGUACAAAUUCCAUCCCAUGGAACAUUUUUGAAGAAGUUACUAAACUAAGGAAAGCUAUGGAAGAUAAUGGAUAUAUCCUCAAGCAUGUUUACAGGAAGGGAAACCAGGUAGCGGACAGGUUGGCCAAUAUGGGACAUGAAGUUUCUCAAUCUCAAAUAUAUCUCAACUUCAAUGAAUUGUCAGAGGUUGUUAAAGGCCUUAUGAACACUGAGAGAUCGGGUAUGCCAUCAACUAGAAUCUACAAAGUGAAGAAGUCUCUAAUCCAUGUUGAUCCACCAUGA
This is a messenger RNA of Lycium barbarum (goji berry), 429 nucleotides long. RefSeq lists its product as uncharacterized. Gene Ontology annotation, molecular function: RNA-DNA hybrid ribonuclease activity; nucleic acid binding. Bases 1 to 429 code for a protein of 142 amino acids. The transcript has a single exon. Lineage: Eukaryota; Viridiplantae; Streptophyta; Magnoliopsida; Solanales; Solanaceae. The record is from RefSeq and is a predicted model, not a curated record.